AUGGCAGAGGUCGGCAGAAAGGAGGAGGAACAUGGGCCGGAGACCUCUUCUCUGAAAGCUUGUUUCAGCCAGGGUUUGAAGCAGCUACAUAAGACCCAGGAACUCUGCAAUGCCACCUUGGUAGCUGGGGGGAAGCGGUUUCCGUGCAACAGGGCCCUGUUAGCCUCCGUCAGCCCUUACUUCCAGGCUGUGUUUACGAGCGACUUUAAGGAAUCCAGAGACGGGGAAGUUCUGCUGAAAGACAUGGAUCCUUCCCUCCUCCAGAAUCUGCUAGCCUACCUCUACUCGGGGGAACUGGCCCUCACUUCAGAGAAUGCUGAAGAUCUGUUCACAGCAGCCAGCCGCCUCCAGGUCACGCCAGCCCUUGAACACAUCAGCAGAUAUCUAUCAGAGAGGAUAUCCAAGGAGAACUGCUUCCACUUGUACAUGCUGGCUCACGAUCACAACAACCCCACCUUGCUGCGAAGCACAAUGCACUACCUGGGCCUCAACUUCGAAACCCUCUUGGAGCACAAAGAUUUCCCGAAUCUCGACCUCGGCGCUUUGAACUGCCUCAUCUCCUCGGGCCACCUAGUCAUCACCUCCGAAAUGUACGUCUUCAGGGCCGUGCAGCGGUGGGUGGCAGCUGAACCCGCUGAGCGGCUUUCGGUACUCAAGAUGCUCCUACAACAUGUACGCUUCCCUCUCCUGACGCCCAGGGAAAUUGUACAAGUCCAGGAAGAUGUAGCGACGCUUGGCCAGCAAGUGGAAUUGCAGUGGGGAGACCUAGACGGGGCAGGGAGGCUGCAGGCGAGUGGGGGUCUCCGGCAGGGCAUGUACCAGGAAAGGAUCAUCUGCAUCAAAGUGCCUCGCUUGAGGGACAUCCUCUCCGUCAACGAAGAUAUGGAUUGCUACAUGGAGUGCUUAGAUCCAUCUACGGGGUCCAGGACCAAACUGCCACCUUUAGAGCUCGUGGCGCUCCCUGGCUGCUCAGCCCUGGAUCACAGGCUCUACAUCUCAGGAGGCAAACACCCUGAUGGCUCCUACUCUCAGGCAUUGCACGAGUACAACUCUGUAGCCAACCACUGGCUCCAGCUCCCUGCCAUGUCAACACCCCGGUCCGUCCACAUACUUUUGACUUGCAAGCACAAGCUGUUUGCCCUGAGUGGCUGGAAUGACACAGGCCCCCUCGCCUCUGCGGAGAGUUUUGAUGUGGUUAAGCAGACGUGGUCACCCAUCGCCAGCCUGCCCGUCGUCCUGCGCUUCUCAGCCUCGGCCUCGUACAAGAACAAGCUCUACCUGAUCGGAGGAGAUGCAGAUUCCGAUGAAGUGGUUUACCAGGGCAUCCUUCUCUAUGACAUCCUCUUGGAUACCUGGGUACAGGUGCCUCUGGAAUUCUGUCUCCAUGGUGCAGCUGCUGUCACCAUGGAGACCGGGAUCUGCAUCCUAGGGGGCUUCUUUGCAAAAAAAAACACUCAGACGUACCCAAACAGUAGGUUCAGCCAGCUUCUUCCAUGUACCUCAAAAUGCUUUUUCAUGCGCGAGGAUGGCAUCAUAAGCAACGAGGUCACCAUCCCUCCACUGCCACUGCCUCUUGCCUUUGCAGGCGCAUCUUAUUUCCAGGGGAAAAUUUAUGUGAUGGGAGGGGUAUGCACCUCCAGGACUCACGAUGCCAUUUACCACUGGGAGCCUGGAGAAAGUUCCUGGACUCAGUAUCCAGAGAGCCUUACGGGCCAAGGAACAGUGGUGCGGAGGGUGCUGAAAUGCGUGACCUUGAAGGUGCUGAAGCCAAACUUGAAGGCCCUCGUCCAAGACAAUUCUGCAAGCCGGGUGGCUAUUGGCCUUGCAGACACCAAGGUCCCCUUCAAAGAGAGGAGGGAGGAUAACGCCUCCAGUUGUCCCCCAGAUCCCUUGACAUCUUUGGGAGCUGGCACACCAUAA
Messenger RNA from Zootoca vivipara (common lizard), 1920 nucleotides. RefSeq names its product kelch-like protein 6. Gene Ontology annotation, molecular function: protein binding. NCBI's taxonomy places the organism in Eukaryota, Metazoa, Chordata, Lepidosauria, Squamata, Lacertidae. The record is from RefSeq and is a predicted model, not a curated record.